Messenger RNA from Dentiscutata erythropus, 508 nucleotides. The record is from the annotation of a GenBank genome assembly. NCBI's taxonomy places the organism in Eukaryota, Fungi, Glomeromycota, Glomeromycetes, Diversisporales, Gigasporaceae.
AUGUCUUCUGUGUGCAAAAAACAAAACUCCUCUUUCGGUAGCGGCAGCUAUGUCUUUGAUGAUAGAAAGCGUAUUCAUCAUAAUCCUUUAUUACUCGACUUUAAAUGCAAGGUCUCUAUUCCUGGCUGGACCCUAGUUGAUUCAUUACUUGGUUUUGAUAGAUAUGUCUCUUAUCAAAUAUAUUGGAUGCAUGGUCAAGUCGGAAAAUUGUUCAUUAACAGAAGAUAUACCGACUUUUAUAAGCUACAUAAAAAGCUUGUGCACAAAUAUGGAAAGUCCGCUAUCCCACCGCUUACCCCAAAGAAGCGAUAUGGAAGAUUCAAGCUUGAUUUUAUCGAAUACAGACGUUUUCACCUUGAGUUUUAUUUACAAUAUCUUGCAUUAACGAAUCGUGAUGAAUUAAUUAAAUUUCUUGGCGGAAAUAAACAGACGGUGGUCCUAAAAAUACCUCGAAAAACAAAUCAAAUAACUAGAUCUGACCUUCCUCAACGAGGUUGUUUAAUUUCGG